Molecule: messenger RNA, 1396 nt
Organism: Ananas comosus (pineapple)
Lineage: Eukaryota; Viridiplantae; Streptophyta; Magnoliopsida; Poales; Bromeliaceae
Product: E3 ubiquitin protein ligase RIE1-like
Exons: 4
Coding region: 97-1086 (329 amino acids)
Source: RefSeq, a predicted model, not a curated record
CCUCGACCGUCGCUUCCGAAACAUUCUCACCGCCUCUCUCUCUCUCUCUCUCUCUCUCUCUCUCCUCCUCCCUCGCCCCCUCCAUCCCCCUCUCCGAUGGAGGGCUCCGACCCUCUCGUCCAUCGCCACCACUACAACCGCGGCGGCGGGGGCGGAGGUGGCGGGGGGUGGUGGUCGGAGGCGGAGCAGGGGCGGCGCGGCGAGCGGGGAUGCACGAGGGCGGUGGUGGCGCUCGAACUCGCAUGGAACCUCGCCUUCGCGGCGGCGUCGGCGGCGGCUCUCAUCGCCGCGGCGGAGGAGAGGCCGCCGACGCCGAUUAGGGCUUGGAUUUUCGGGUACGCGCUCCAGUGUUUGAUCCGCGUGGGGUUCGUGUGCUUCGAGUAUAGGAGGAGGAGGAGGAGGAGGAGGAUGUGGCCGAGGGGAAGGUGGUGGGAGCGUCUAGGGCAUGCGGAUGAUGAUGAUGAUGAUGAGGAUGAGGAAGAGGAUGGAUCGGAGGAUAAUUGCUUUGAAAUCAGAUCUGUGAAGAAACUGGAGACACUUAAUGCUUUGAUUUCUGCACUCUGGUGGAUGCUUGGAUUCUAUUGGAUUGUAGUUGGCGGGCAAGCACUUUUGCAUGACGCUCCUCAUCUCUACUGGUUAGCCGUGGUGUAUCUGGCGUUCGAUAUGUUUUUUGCGAUAUUUUGCAUAUUGCUGGUUUGUCUAAUCGGCAUAGCUCUGUGCUGUUGCUUCCCGUGUAUCUUAGUAUUUCUUGCAUCAGCUGUUGUGGGCCAUGGAGCAUCGGAUGCCGAUAUCAGCGCUAUUCCUAAGCGUCGGUUCUGUCGGGCUGAUACAACUCAGAACUUCAACAGUGAAGAGCAUUCGGUUGCGAUAGCAAUAGAAAAGCAGGAGCAUAUUGAUGAUCUUGCACUUCCUCCUGAGGAUUCGGAAUGCUGUAUUUGCCUCGCCAAGUAUGAAGAUGGAGUGGAGCUGCACCUGCUUCGCUGCAACCACCAUUUCCACACUGGGUGCGUAGUCAAAUGGCUUCGGAUCAACGCGACGUGCCCUCUCUGCAAAUACAACAUUCUCGAGGGCGACGAACUUGUCUAAGUACGUAACUUAUUCAUCUGCCUCAUUUUUUGAGCGGUCCUAUCUCAUCAACCAUCUCAAAGUUUUAUUACCGGCCUUAUUGAGCUAUUGAGAUUGAGAUAGAUACUGUAUAUUCUAUUCUUCUCCCCCUUUUGUGUUUUUUUUCCUUGGUCGAUGGUUCCAGCUGACAUUUUCUUGUCCCCCCCCUCCCCCUCUCUGAAACUAUACUUGAUUGUUUACUCAUUGAGCACUCAAACAUUUACGGAGAAAGAUAUUAGAAUGUAAACCUCAUUUCUCUUCAUCAGCUUAAGGGAAAGAUUGUGACAUCCAA